CGUGGGAGGGAGCAGCCAGGGAUUGGGCAGCAGACUUUGGGGACACCACACUGCCAGGGCACGACUGUUUCCCAAGGCCUGGCCACACUGACACUGGCUGAAGGAGCCAAGUGAAGUGACCUCUGGGUUGUCUAGGCAAUGCCACUUGUCCCUGCAGCCUCCUGAAGGCACAGUGGGCAUCAGAAUGGGUAGAAUCCCCCCGACAGAAACAGCCUGUUCAAAGACCCCACACUUUGGGGCCAGGAAUUUCCACGUCCCUUCAGGGCUGGUGCUGCCUGACAUUACCCUGGGGCUGCAGGUAGGGUGGGGCUGGAAACUCCCAGACAAAAAUGGUUGAUUUGCAUGGUCUCCUUUGACAGGAGGUUGGGGGAAGUGGGGAGAGCUGCUAGGAACCUGGGUGAGGGGAAGCACCCCCCACCAGCCUGGAAGUUCCCACAUAGAGGGUACCAGAGCAAUACCUUGGUCCUUAAGCAGAUUUCCUGCUGGGCUAUGAAUCCUUGACCUCCCCACCAGCUGAGUCACCACCUCCGGAAGAGGAAAUGACCUGGGUGGUAGAGAAGAGCCUCUAGGGACCAAGGAGUCCUGACACCUAGGGGAAAGGGGACUCAGGACCUCGUUGUCUUGGGGGCUGUAUCUCCCUGAGCCAGAAGUCAGUGAUCCCAUCCCUGUUCCUCUCAGCAGAGUCCUGUCCUUUCAGCCAUCACAGUGGGCCCAUUUCCUCUCUAGAGGUGUCUGCCCGCUGCAUGUGGGAGCAUGGACCCUGCAAGCAGUUUUCUCACAGCCUCUUCUGAGUGAUUUUGAGCUGGGCAAUGAGAUUGGUGGGCCAGCUGGAAAACUAAGCAGAGGUUCUCGGGUGGGGGCAGCUGGAAAUAGGCAGAUUGCCACAGGUGUGUGAAUGCCUUCUGUACCGGUGGCAGUUCUGUGUUGAGCAAGUAACUGGAGGCCCUGGGCAUCCAUGGAAGCUUUCCUGGUCUCCCACCCCAGCCAGGGUUAGGCCCUGCUUCCCCCCUUCGCCCCCACUCCCCAGUUGCACUGGGAGGGCAAAAGAUCUCUGGGCUCUUUGUCUCAGCAGCCUCCUGGGCUUUAUUCUCAUGGGUAUGCUCUUGGCCUUUCACUCAGGUAACUCACACCUGCUUCCUGUUUGUGAGCACACGUCUCCACUCCCCACCCUGCCUCCUAAGAGGGAGCCACAGCAAUGUGUUCCCAGAGCCCCAUCCCUUUCCUUUCACUCAUCUCAGGGGCUCCUGGCCUGGUGCUGGGAAGCCCCCUUCCCUCAUUUUUAAAAACUGCACCCACCAGGAACCAGCCCUCCAGCUUUCCAUCCCCUGAGGCCUUCUUGGGGACAGUAUAUAAAAAGGAGGGGUCUCUGGGAGCUGGGCAGACUCCUGAGGGGUGAAGUGGGGGAGGUGUAAGAUGGGAAAGUCCUGACUCAUCUGUGCUUGACUCAGCUAGCCCUCCUGCUGGGUGGGAGCAGGGCGGUGGAGUUCUAGAGGAGAAGGCAACUCCAGGAAUCUUCUGGGGUGGAGACUUGGCCAACUGGGAGACACUGGAGAGGACUAAUUUUCUAACUGCUCCUUCCCAAAUUAUUACAGGUCCCAAUAUUUGAAGCUGUAAACCAUAGGAGGUAGUGGUAGCCCUUGCCCUGCCCCUCCUCCCAUAAGGGGCUGAGACCAGUGCCUCGCAUGUGGGAAGCUCACCUACCUAGUGCAGGCUCACAGGAGCAGUCAUGACUCAGAGAGGGAACACUGCAGUGUAGGGGUAACACCGCUGUGACAGGGUCUUGGUUCUGGCCGGCACUGGUCACAUGACCCAGGGGCACGUCUCUUCCUUUUCCCAGAUCUCAAUUUCCUCAUUAUGAAAUGGCGAGAAUAAAACUACCUAUCUCCCGGGUAGGUGGUUAAGUAGUUUUGAGGACCAUCAAGGUGGUGAAGGUGGAAGCCUGAGACCCAUGUCAGCCAUAGGCCUGCCAUUUAGCCCAGUGCUGCCUCCAGCCCUUUCCUGCCUUGGCUCUAACCCCUGUGAUGCAGGAGAUGGGGGCUGGCAGCAGGCUACUUCCCAGCCAGGCCCUGGACUUUGAAACCUUCCACUGAGGCGCCUCCCUCCCGUGAGACUGAGCUGGAGCGGGGAAGGCCGGUGUGCUCCGGGGGUUAAGUUAGGGUUAGACUCUCACAGGUUCACAGGUGGAGUCCCCUCACCCAGAGGUCCCAGCCCUGCCUCUGGCGACCUGGCAGAGUGCAGCUGUAGGGUGCGCCGGUGUUUGGCUGGACCUGCCACCUGGACAAAACUCCAGGACCAAGACUCCUCCCCUCCCCUCCCCUCCCCUGUCCCUUACCGGGAUUGCCUGGGGGUGGCAGGGCAGGGGGCGGUAGGGUGAGGCUUCUGUGUUUGUGUAAGUCUAUUUGUUGGUGGUGUAUCUAUGGCCCCGUGUGUGUGUUUCUCUGUAACUACCCGGCUCAACUUUCUAUGGCUCCCUUGUGGCCGGGCCUCAGUCUUUUUAUCUGUUCAAUGAGUCGGCGCGUGCGCUCGAUCUCUGCCCUCAGGCAGCCUCGGCGUCCGCGGGCCGGAGGCUGUUUUGCUGGCUCCUUCUUGGGCCGGCGCCUCCCGCGUCCUCCAGCACACCUCCGCGGGGUCUGCGUGGGUGCGCCUCUAGCUUCCUGGGCUCCGUGCGUGUCUUUGUCUCCCGGUCCACGUGUGAGCUUCCGUGCUCCAGUACCGAGUACCUGGCUGGGCCCUGGGCACGCACAGGGGCCGUAGCCCCACUGUGUGUGGGAGCCAUGAGGAUCCUGGCUAACAAGACAAGGUUACCCCACCCCAGGAGGAGAGAAACUCCAGGGAGCCCUCCACUGUCCCCCCGCGGCCACUGCCCCCCUGCCCCAACCAAGCCAAUGCACCCAGAAAAUAAGUUGACCAAUCAUGGCAAGACAGGGAAUGGCGGGGCCCAAUCCCAGCACCAGAAUGUGAACCAAGGACCCACUUGCAACCUGGGCUCGAAGGGCGUGGGGGCGGGGAACCAUGGGGCCAAGGCCAACCAGAUCUCACCUAGCAACUCAAGUCUGAAGAACACCCAGGCGGGGGUGCCCCCUUUCAGCUCACUCAAGGGCAAAGUGAAGAGGGAGCGGAGCGUGUCUGUGGACUCCGGAGAGCAGCGAGAGGCUGGCACUCCAUCUCUGGACUCAGAGGCCAAAGAGGUGGCACCCCGGAGUAAGCGGCGUUGUGUGCUGGAGCGGAAGCAGCCAUACAGUGGGGACGAAUGGUGCUCAGGACCAGACAGCGAAGAGGACGACAAGCCCAUUGGGGCCACCCACAAUUGUAAUGUAGCAGACCCAGCCAUGGCGGCCCCACAGCUGGGUCCUGGCCAAGCCGCCCAACUGCCCCUCAGUGAGACCAGCGCACCAGGCCCCCCUCAUGGGCCCCCACCUGGCCUUCGGCCUGAUGCACCUGUGGGUGGGGGCGGGGGUGUCCCUGGAAAGCCUCCCUCACAGUUCGUGUAUGUCUUCACCACCCACCUGGCCAACACGGCUGCAGAGGCGGUGCUACAGGGCCAGGCUGACUCCAUCCUCGCUUACCACCAGCAGAAUGUGCCCCGGGCCAAGCUCGACCAGGCCCCCAAAGUGCCGCCCACUCCAGAACCGCUACCCCUGGGCACACCAUCAGCAGGCACCCCACAGUCCCAGCCACCUCCACUGCCGCCACCGCCACCCCCAGCCCCUGGCAGUGCCCCCCCCACUCUGCCUUCUGAGGGGCCUCCUGAGGACACCAGUCAGGACCUGACACCCAACUCAGUGGGAGCUGCCAGCACGGGUGGUGGGACUGGGGGUACCCACCCUAACACCCCUACAGCUGCUACCAACAACAACCCGCUGCCUCCUGGAGGAGACCCCAGCAGUACCCCUGGCCCUGCCCUGCUAGGGGAGGCCACCCCCACAGGAACUGGGCAGCGGAGCCUGGUGGGCUCGGAGGGCCUGUCCAAGGAGCAGCUGGAGCAUCGGGAGCGUUCCCUCCAGACACUUCGAGACAUUGAGCGGCUGUUGCUCCGCAGUGGGGAGACUGAGCCCUUCCUUAAGGGGCCCCCGGGAGGAGCAGGUGAGGGGGGACCACCAGCACAAGCCCCUCCUGCCCCCCAGCAGCCACCCACGGCCCCUCCCAGUGGGCUGAAGAAAUAUGAGGAGCCCUUGCAGUCCAUGAUUUCUCAGACACAGAGCCUAGGGGGCCCCCCGCUGGAGCAUGAAGUGCCUGGGCACCCCCCGGGUGGGGACAUGGGGCAGCAGAUGAACAUGAUGAUGCAGAGGCUGGGCCAGGACAGCCUAACGCCUGAGCAGGUAGCCUGGCGCAAGCUGCAAGAAGAGUACUAUGAAGAGAAGCGGCGGAAGGAGGAGCAGAUUGGGCUGCAUGGGGGCCGCCCUCUACAGGACAUGAUGGGCAUGGGGGGCAUGAUGGUGAGGGGGCCACCACCUCCCUACCACAGCAAGCCUGGGGAUCAGUGGCCUCCCGGAAUGGGCGCACAGCUGCGGGGGCCCAUGGAUGUCCAAGAUCCCAUGCAGCUCCGGGGUGGACCUCCCUUCCCUGGCCCCCGUUUCCCAGGCAACCAGAUGCAACGGGUGCCUGGGUUUGGGGGCAUACAGGGCAUGCCCAUGGAGGUGCCUAUGAAUGCCAUGCAGAGGCCUGUGAGGCCAGGUAUGGGCUGGACCGAAGACUUGCCCCCCAUGGGGGGGCCCAGCACUUUUGCCCAGAAUGCAGUGCCAUACCCAGGUGGGCAGAGUGAAGCAGAACGAUUCAUGACCCCUCGUGUUCGCGAGGAGCUGCUGCGGCAUCAGCUGCUGGAGAAGCGGUCACUGGGCAUGCAGCGCCCUCUGGGAAUGGCCGGUGGUGGUGGCAUGGGGCAGGGUGUGGAGAUGGAGCGGAUGAUGCAGGCGCACCGGCAGAUGGAUCCGGCCAUGUUCCCUGGGCAGAUGGCUGGUGGCGAGGGCCUGGCAGGCACUCCUAUGGGCAUAGAAUUUGGUGGAGGCCGGAGCCUUCUAAGCCCCCCCAUGGGACAGUCUGGGCUGAGGGAGGUGGACCCACCCAUGGGGCCAGGCAACCUCAACAUGAACAUGAAUGUGAAUAUGAACAUGAAUAUGAACUUGAAUGUUCAGAUGACCCCCCAGCAGCAGAUGCUGAUGUCACAGAAGAUGCGGGGCCCUGGGGACAUGUUGGGGCCACAAGGCCUCAGUCCUGAGGACAUGGCCCGAGUGCGGGCUCAGAACAGCAGUGGCAUGAUGGGCGGCCCGCAGAAGAUGCUGAUGCCCUCGCAGUUUCCCAGCCAGGGCCAGCAGGGGUUCUCUGGGGGCCAGGGACCCUACCAAGCCCUGCCCCAGGACAUGGGCAGUACCCAAGACAUGUUCAGCCCUGAGCAGAGCUCAAUGCCCAUGGGCAAUGUGGGCACCACUCGGCUCAGCCACAUGCCUCUGCCCGCUGCGUCCAAUCCUCCUCCUGGGUCCGUGCAUUCAGCCCCAAGCAGGGGGCUGGGCAGACGGCCUUCGGACCUCACCAUCAGUAUUAAUCAGAUGGGCUCGCCGGGCAUGGGGCACCUGAAGUCGCCCACCCUUAGCCAGGUGCACUCGCCUCUGGUCACCUCACCCACUGCCAACCUGAAGUCACCCCAGACUCCCUCACAGAUGGUGCCCUUGCCUUCGGCCAACCCACCAGGACCUCUCAAGUCGCCCCAGGUCCUCAGCUCCUCUCUCAGUGUCCGUUCGCCCACUGGCUCUCCCAGCAGGCUCAAGUCUCCUUCCAUGGCGGUGCCUUCUCCAGGCUGGGUUGCCUCGCCCAAGACAGCCAUGCCCAGCCCUGGGGUUCCCCAGAACAAGCAGCCGCCUCUCAGCAUGAACUCUUCUACUCUGGGCAACAUAGAUCAAGGUAACCUCCCACCUAGCGGUCCCCGGAGCAGCUCCUCAGCGCCUCCUGCCAAUCCUCCCAGCGGCCUCAUGAACCCCAGCCUGCCAUUCACUUCCUCCCCAGACCCCACGCCUUCCCAGAACCCUCUGUCAUUGAUGAUGUCCCAGAUGUCCAAGUAUGCUAUGCCCAGCUCCACCCCACUCUACCACAAUGCCAUCAAGACCAUCGCCACCUCAGACGAUGAGCUGCUGCCCGACCGGCCCCUGCUACCCCCGCCACCACCACCGCAGGGCUCCGGGCCAGGGAUCAGCAAUAACCAGCCCAACCAGAUGCACCUGAACUCAGCUGCUGCCCAGAGCCCCAUGGGCAUGAACCUGCCAGGCCAGCAGCCCCUGUCCCAUGAGCCCCAACCUACAAUGUUGCCCUCCCCCACCCCUCUGGGUUCCAACAUUCCACUGCACCCCAAUGCUCAGGGGACAGGAGGACCCCCUCAAAACUCGAUGAUGAUGGCUCCAGGGGGCCCAGAUACCCUGAAUACUCCCUGUGGCCCUGUGCCCACCUCCUCCCAGAUGAUGCCCUUUCCCCCUCGGCUUCAGCAGCCCCACGGUGCCAUGGCCCCCACUGGGGGUGGGGGCGGGGCACCUGGCCUGCAGCAGCACUAUCCUUCAGGCAUGCCCCUGCCCCCAGAGGACCUGCCCAGCCAGCCUCCCGGCCCCAUGCCUCCCCAGCAGCACCUGAUGGGCAAAGGCAUGGCUGGGCGCAUGGGCGAUACAUACCCACCGGGCGUGCUCCCCGGGGUGGCAUCAGUGCUGAACGACCCUGAGCUGAGCGAGGUGAUCCGGCCCACCCCGACGGGGAUCCCUGAGUUCGACUUAUCAAGGAUUAUCCCCUCUGAGAAGCCAAGCAGCACCCUCCAGUACUUCCCCAAGAGCGAGAACCAGCCCCCCAAGGCCCAGCCCCCCAAUCUGCAUCUCAUGAACCUGCAGAACAUGAUGGCUGAGCAGACCUCCUCACGGCCCCCCAACCUCCCGGGCCAGCAGGGUGUCCAGCGGGGGCUCAACAUGCCUAUGUGCCACCCCGGACAGAUGUCCUUGUUGGGCAGGACAGGUGUGCCCCCUCAGCAGGGCAUGGUGCCUCACGGCCUGCACCAGGGGGUCAUGUCCCCUCCACAAGGCCUCAUGACCCAGCAGAAUUUCAUGCUGAUGAAGCAACGGGGUGUGGGGGGUGAGGUCUACAGCCAGCCCCCCCACAUGCUCUCCCCACAGGGUUCCCUCAUGGGCCCCCCACCCCAGCAGAACCUCAUGGUGUCCCACCCCCUGCGGCAGCGCAGCGUGUCACUGGACAGCCAGAUGGGCUACCUCCCUACACCAGGCAGCAUGGCCAACCUGCCUUUCUAGCACUCUGCUGGGGGCUGGAACUGGGGCGAUAUUGCAAAUAUGAUAACCUGAAAAAAGUUUCUUUCCCUCCAGUGUUGGAAUGGCCUGGGUCAAGGGGUGGGGUGGAGGGGUUGGGAGGGGACUUGUGUGGGGAGUGGCAUUUGUGGAAACCAGAUGUGCUGACAGCUUAGUGGGGAGUGGUGGAAUGGGGUGGGGGACUUUGGUUUGGGGUUUGUUCCAUUUUGGCCACCAGGACUGCCCCUUCCCCAACCCCCCAAGUCCUAUGGAGCCUCCGUUUCUCCUCUGUCCCUGUAUCUACCCUCACUCAGCUAUGCUGUCAGAGACCGGUAUCGCAUUCUCGGGGGGGAGAGAGGAGAGGUGAAGUAGCCCCUCUAUCCCUUUUCUUUCCGUCACUCUCUUCAUUGCUUCAGCUUCACUGUCCUCUUGGUUUCUCUGCCUCCACCAGGUUCUCUUCUCUUUUCCUGCCUCGUUUCCCUUCCCUGCUGAUGUGGCUGACCCCUCCCCCACCCUUUCCUGCCGGCAGCCGGCCAGGUGGGCAGGCGCUAGCCGAAGCUGUAAAUAGAGCACUGCGCUUCUGUGCUGGUUUGUGUGUGUGCUGUAUUUCUGUGUUUUGAUAGAAGUCACACAAAAAAAGGAUAAAAGAAACCCUUCCCCCCUUCAAAUUAUUGCCCCUUCCAUUCCCCUGGACCCAGGUAUGUGUAGUGUGACACACCUGUCCGCUGUUUGCAGUGUCUCUGGGUCCAUAAAGGAUACCAUUCCAGUCCCCUUCCAAAUGGUGAAAUGACAUAGAUACCCCAAACCUAAAUUGAGGUCAGACCAUCAAAGCUUCCAUUGGUGAGCUCCAGCAGGGCUGAGACCACCCCCACCCCACCAGGUUGGCAGCCUGUCAGCUGCUGAGUGACGUGGGAAAACGUGAGCAUGCAUUCGUGUUUGCACUGCACAGCGACACGAGGCCCGAGGCCCUUGGCUUCCCAGCUGUGGAUGUCUGGUGUCUCCUGCUGCUACAUGUGAACCAGAACUUGAAGUCCUUGGUUCCCAGUCUGGGGUGAGAGAAAGGAGAAAGGUGGAGACUGUGUGGCCUCCUCGAAUGGAGCCAUGGAGGAGUGGACUGGUGGCCCACAUGGUCCUGUGCCUGCUGCAGUAGCCCUGAGCCAAAUAACCCUCAGGGCCCUAACUCUUCCAGAGGCUGCCUUCUGCUGCUUUACCAAAGGAAGAAGGAAAAGGGUUUGAUGAGUCUAUCUCCCUCCAGCCUCCACUCCCUGAUGGAUUAAAGGAAGUGUUGGACAGGGAGCAGGGGAGCAUCUUGCAGAUUUAUCUUUGCCUACUCACCGGCAAGGCCCCUCUGCCCAGAGCUCAAGGCUCGGUGCCCACCCAGGCGCAGUCACUGCCUCCCUUUCAGCCCCAAAGACCUCCCUACCCAACUCUGGCCAGAGCUGAAGCCAUAGCGACUGGGUGUUUUGACCCUGUCGGCCCCAGGAGUAAAACACUUCUCCUUUUCUCACUUCCUCUCCUGCCUUCUGAGGCUGCAGGGCUGGUGGCCUGGCAGAAAGCCUGUCUGAGGCUUUUUGCACUGUGCCUCCAGGGUGAGGGGCCAUCUUUAGACAAGGUGUCUUUUGCCAUGGCCCAGUCCCCAGCCUUCCUGACCUGCAGGGCCUGGUCUUGCAUUGGCAGCUGUGAUACAAGGGAAUUUGCCCCACUUCUCCCAGUCUGGUGCUGUCCUCAGUCCACCAUCAGCCAGGUCAAGUGCUUCCUCCGGGGCUGGCUGCAGGCUCCUGCCUCCCUCAGCACCUCCCAGGGGCCAGGGCCCAGGGCCCAGGCCUCUGCGUGCAGGGGCUACCUGCCUGCCCUUCAUCCAGCCAGGCACUUUGUCUGCCCUUCCUCAACCUGGACCCUGCGCCGGUGAGCCCCCCACCCUUGACCCAAGAUUCCCCAAACUGACUAAGUGUUUCCUGCCUGGAGGAGAGAGGGGUCAGACUGCAACGGGCCCAGCGCUCUCCCCAUUCUCCCACCUCCUCCGUCAGAGUAGCUUUUCAAGGUGAACUCCACAGGCCAGCCUACUUCCCUCCAUCCAUGGCCAUACCCCCAGCCAUUUUGUACCAUUAUAUAAAUAUAUAUAUAAAUAUAAAUAUAUAAAUACAAUAUGUGAAGACAUCCUCUUGGUUUUUAUUUUGAAAUAAUUUUUAGGCUUGUUCCGGGGGUCUCUGUGCUGCCUGUACUGUAUUGACCUGUUUUAUAGGUGCCUUUUUAUUAAAAAGAGAAAAUUAAAAAUCCA
Molecule: messenger RNA, 9543 nt
Organism: Pteropus alecto (black flying fox)
Lineage: Eukaryota; Metazoa; Chordata; Mammalia; Chiroptera; Pteropodidae
Gene: BCL9L
Product: B cell CLL/lymphoma 9 like
Exons: 9
Coding region: 2775-7271 (1498 amino acids)
Biological process (GO): negative regulation of transforming growth factor beta receptor signaling pathway; positive regulation of transcription by RNA polymerase II; canonical Wnt signaling pathway
Cellular component (GO): beta-catenin-TCF complex
Molecular function (GO): beta-catenin binding; transcription coactivator activity
Source: RefSeq, a predicted model, not a curated record